AAAAAAAAAUUUAUAUAUUUCAAGGAGGACAAUGUUGAUAUUGCAAUUAUGUUCGGAUAAAAAUUUUCUCGACAAUCAGGAUCAGUUAGAGGAUGAAAAAUAUUUAUCACGUAUUUGGGAAGCUCGUUAUUCGGGAGUGCAUUAAAUGUCAAAAACGUACGUUCAUCCAUCGGUGGAGCAAAUUCAUACGAUGGCAGGAAUUGGUGGCGGAAGAAGUGGAAGAAAAGAAAAUUGAAAAAUCAAUCAAGAAUUACAUCAAACUAACGGAUGAUGGAUAUCUUUCGCCCGAACGGGUUGAAGAUGUCUUGCCAAGGAAACAACCGGAGGAUGCACCAAAUGAUAUCGAAUUUAAUACAUUUUAUACGCAACUACGAUAUGUCGACCAUAGUUUGGAUAAUUUACGUCGCUUUAAACGUUAUGAACAUUUUCAACAUCUCCAAUAUGAUCAAAGAUUUAUUCCGGAACGUUUGCUAUUUCUUGGUCCAGAUUUAGCUGCUGCUCAUUUUUUGGUACAUCGUGGAGCAGCCGUGAAGUUUGUUGCCGAUAAUGUAUGGAUAAAAAAGGAUGGUAAAGGGAACUAUGCAUUACCAGGACAGAAAGUCCCGGGCUUGUAUAUUGAGGCAAUUGAUGCUAGCGAUACAGAGUUGAUGUUCGAAGGUCUAGAAAAUCUAGCCGAAUUAAGUCAUUUACGAUUGCUGAGACUUGCUGGAUGUUGUUAUGCGGACGAUUGGAUGAUGUCACGGAUUGGUGCAUUGUUCCCGGAAUCACUUGAAAUGCUAGAUCUCAGUGACUGUAGUCGAAUCACAGCUAAAGGUUUAGCUGGUCUACGGACACUCAAGAAAUUGCGCUAUCUUCGAUUGGAAGGGAUGGAUCAUGUCAAGGAUAUUGCAAAAGCGGCUUUGUUACUGGAAGAAUCUAUUCCGGAUUUGAGAGUAUUUGGGAUCAGUUAUGAAAAUGCUAUGCAAUCAUUGCAGAGGGAGAUGGAACUUCUGGUAAACGAGAGGGUUGUCAUUGAUGCGAAAGGUAAUAUAUAUGCCGAAGAUGAUGAUGGACGAUUAUUUUAUGUUGCUGGCCGAGUAAACGAACGACCUGCUGUUACGGAUGAUGACAAACCGUUAAUGACAAGUACGAUUCGACGUGAACUUCCGGAAAUGGAAAUUGCUGAAUUUGAACGACUGGACGAACUUUCGGGUGGUAAAUUACGACAUUUGUUGGUGGGCUCACCUAGUGGCUAUUCGUGGACACAAGAGGUGGAAACAAUUCUGAGUUUUGAAGAAAAAUGGAAGAAAAGGCGUGGUAUUCCGAUAGAUCAAAAACUUUUACCAAAAUCAAGGUGCAUGCCACAAUUGGAAGAUUCAGUGAAAUCAACCAAUAAUGCAUUACCUGAUAAACAGGAGGAAUAUGAAUUAAUCGAAGAUAAGGUGAUAGAUAAGAAAGUCAGUGUGUGAUCCUUUUACUUUUAUUUUUCUUUUUUUAAUGGUCCUUUGUGAUUGCAAUCAACCAUUGAGCUUAUUCUCUGUAAAAACAUGGCAUUAUUGCUUGAAGAUAUCUGGCAGUGAAAUUUCCUAGUGCCUAUCGUGAACAGUUGUUGGUUUCAUGAUCUUAGUAAAUAUACUACAGUCUUCCUGUUUGUUUUUAUGCGAUCAAGUGGUACUGCU
Loa loa (African eye worm) is the source of this 1658-nucleotide messenger RNA. RefSeq lists its product as hypothetical. NCBI's taxonomy places the organism in Eukaryota, Metazoa, Nematoda, Chromadorea, Rhabditida, Onchocercidae. The record is from RefSeq and is a predicted model, not a curated record. The coding region runs from base 93 to 1448 and encodes 451 amino acids. The transcript is spliced from 9 exons.